Sparassis crispa is the source of this 1191-nucleotide messenger RNA. RefSeq names its product ATP-dependent RNA helicase FAL1. NCBI's taxonomy places the organism in Eukaryota, Fungi, Basidiomycota, Agaricomycetes, Polyporales, Sparassidaceae. The coding region runs from base 1 to 1191 and encodes 396 amino acids. The transcript has 9 exons. The record is from RefSeq and is a predicted model, not a curated record. Gene Ontology annotation, cellular component: catalytic step 2 spliceosome; nucleolus. Gene Ontology annotation, molecular function: RNA helicase activity; mRNA binding; ATP binding.
AUGUCUGGCAUCAACCUCGGCGAUGAGAAACUGAUUUUUGAGUCUUCCGAGGCGGUCUCGGUAAUCUCAACCUUUGACGACCUCGGCUUGAAGGAGGAUCUUUUGCGAGGCAUCUAUGCAUACAACUUUGAAAAGCCCUCCGCAAUUCAGCAGCGUGCGAUCCUGCCUAUAAUUCAGGGUCGGGACGUGAUCGCGCAGGCGCAAUCGGGCACCGGCAAAACUGCGACCUUCUCCAUCUCCAUCCUGCAGUCGAUCGACGUGACGGUGCGGGAGACGCAGGCGUUGGUGCUCUCGCCAACGCGCGAGCUCGCGACGCAGAUCCAGUCGGUCGUGCUCGCGCUUGGGGACUACAUGAAUGUGCAGUGCCAUGCGUGCAUUGGGGGUACGUCCAUCGGGGAGGACAUUCGCAAGCUCGAGUACGGCCAGCACGUCGUGUCGGGCACGCCCGGCCGCGUGUUCGACAUGAUCCGCCGCCGGAGCCUGCGCACGCGCAACAUCAAGAUGCUCGUGCUCGACGAGGCGGACGAGCUGCUCAAUAAGGGGUUCAAAGACCAGAUCUACGACGUGUACCGGUACCUCCCCCCCGCGACGCAGGUCGUACUCCUUAGCGCGACGCUGCCGUACGACGUGCUCGAGAUGACGACCAAGUUCAUGACGGACCCGAUCCGCAUCCUCGUCAAGCGUGACGAAUUGACGCUCGAGGGCAUCAAGCAAUUUUUCGUUGCGGUUGAGAAGGAGGACUGGAAGUUCGAUACGCUGUGCGACCUGUACGACACUCUUACCAUCACACAGGCCGUCAUCUUCUGCAACACGAGGAGAAAGGUUGACUGGCUAACGGAAAAAAUGCGUGCGGCAAACUUCACAGUGUCGUCAAUGCAUGGCGAAAUGGUGCAGAAGGAGCGAGAUGCGAUCAUGGCGGAGUUCCGGAGUGGGACAUCCCGAGUUCUGAUCACAACAGACGUCUGGGCGCGGGGCAUCGAUGUGCAACAAGUCUCGCUGGUCAUCAACUACGACUUGCCUGCAAAUCGUGAAAACUACAUCCACCGCAUUGGUCGGUCAGGUCGUUUCGGCCGGAAGGGUGUCGCGAUUAAUUUCGUGACAGUUGACGAUGUCCGAAUCCUCCGCGAUAUCGAACAAUUUUACAGCACACAAAUCGACGAAAUGCCAGUAAAUGCAGCUGAGCUGAUUUGA